AUGCCACCAAAGCGGGGUCUUAGCCCCCAGCUAGUCGGUAAUCCAUUCAUCAAGAAGGAGAAUUUAGAAUGGACUUUCGAUCUUUCCCGUCCAUCCCGGGACAGUGAUGAAGAUGGUAACUCCGAUGAAAUAAAUAAUCACGGAUCCGGGGCGGAGGAAGAGGAACCAAAGGCUUCGGCUGUAGAGGCGGGCAAGGCUAAGAUCGAGGACCAUCUCGGUUACUUUAGCGGGAUCCUAGCGAAAGCUAUACCGUCGCCUUUCCUGUCGGAUAUACCAAGACUAUCUAUCGGAGCCUACAAGAAGCUUUAUGAGCAAAAUUCGGAUAAUCCGCGUGGCGCCCAUUUCAUCGUGCAUCAGCAUGAUCAUCCUGUUGCGGGCACACAUUACGAUCUCCGGUUACAGAUCAACGAGACAAGUAGCGUGUCCUGGGCUAUCAUGUAUGGGCUCCCAGGUGAUCCAAAUAGCAAACGAUUAAAUACGAACGCCACUGAGACAAGAAUCCACUGUCUAUGGAAUCAUCUUAUAGAAACAGCCUCAAUAUCGACUGGGUCACUUCUCAUAUGGGAUACGGGGACGUACACUAUUCUCCCGUCGCGAGAGAAUAGUAGACGCACUAACUGGAACUCACAAUCUGACGAGGAAGAUGAGUCGCCCGGGCUCACGGAGCAGGAUAAACUCCAUCAGGCAUUCCAGAAACGAAAGAUCCGUAUCCGUCUCAACGGUACAUGCUUACCGAAUAACUAUGUGCUAAACCUACGGCUCACCAAGGAAGAGGACGUAGCCGGUCGCGCUAAGAACAAACGCACACCCAGUCGGCGACGGAGGCGAGGAGCUCCAGCACAAGGUAGAAGCUCGGCCAGGGGUAAAGGGAAGGGCAAGGCAGUCGAGCCAGAAACAAGCUCGGACUCAGACUCAGGCGGAGAGCCCGCAGGGAACGAAGAGUCGGAAAUUGUAAACGCGCCCGCCGAGGAGGCAGACCUAGAAGCCGUCUCGGCAAUGGAGCGGGAGAUUCGAGAGCUCGAAGAUGAACAGGUACGCCGCACAAACGCAUAUUCAGGGGCGGAAAAUUCGAUAGGUAGCGUGUAUCAGCGACGGUGGUACUUGUCGCUCGACAGGGAAGCUUGCGGGUUUGUGAAGCGCCGGAGAGCAGGGCGAAUGAUAUGGGAAGCCAAAGAUGUUGAUAAAGGGAAGUAUGUUAACGAGCACGGGAAUCGACUCACCUUCCCGUUCUACGUCCGUGGUAUCGAGGUCGAGAGGAGCGUUGUGACGGGUCGGACCGGUGCUGACGUUUUAAAGGAUGAAGGUGUUGUUGGGCACGCUGGACGGAAGGGCUGGCGGCCUGUGUUGAAUUGA
This is a messenger RNA of Daldinia childiae, 1353 nucleotides long. RefSeq lists its product as uncharacterized. NCBI's taxonomy places the organism in Eukaryota, Fungi, Ascomycota, Sordariomycetes, Xylariales, Hypoxylaceae. The coding region runs from base 1 to 1353 and encodes 450 amino acids. The transcript has 2 exons. The record is from RefSeq and is a predicted model, not a curated record.